This is a messenger RNA of Dicrocoelium dendriticum, 3990 nucleotides long. Lineage: Eukaryota; Metazoa; Platyhelminthes; Trematoda; Plagiorchiida; Dicrocoeliidae. The record is from the annotation of a GenBank genome assembly.
AUGUGGAUUUAUAGUGGAGAAGUUGAGGCCACUGAAAACGCUUUGUUCUUAUCCGACUUGAUGACAUUAGCCAAAGCGCACGAGCUUUCAGAUCUUAUUCAACAAUGUGAGACAUUGCUUGAACCUUUGCUUAACGUAUACAACUGUUUGUAUUUGUAUGAAGCUGCAUACAACGCCAAAGCUAACUUACUGCUGGAACGUAGCUACCUGCUUUUAUCCAACACCUGGGACUCGGUUGCGCCAGAUCAACUGAAACAACUAUCCCCACUCGUGUUACGCUCUAUCUUGGAAAAGCAAACACGAUUUCCUUUGCAUUUGGCCAUAGAACUGCAACGUGUGGAUGUCGCGCGCUCAAUACUCGAAUUGAACACAGCGGAAAUAUGGCGAAUGGUCAACCAACUGGACGACGCCGGCUUAUCCCCCUUAUUUCUGGCUCUACGCCAUAAUCUUUGGGACUUAUCGGAGGAGCUGCUCCGCGACGGUGCUGAUCUCAGUCUACUUACUGGACCUGAUGACGACCGGCAACCCACUGGGCACUAUGCACUUCUUUGUGGUCUACAUGUAGGCGUCCAGUUUCUUGUGGAUCACGGAUACGAGGUUGAUCUAUCCGCGGGACCAAAGCAGCGUACUCUGCUGCACAUGUUGGCUGCUAACGGUCCUGAUCACGAGCAGAGCGAGUCGGAAGCACGCCUCGUACACACUCUGAUGAAUAAAAUGGUUGAUGUCUCUGUGCCAGAUGCGGAUGGAAACGGCCCUCUUCAUCUGAGUAUCAUGCAUCACAAUAUGGCCAUAUUUCAUUUGUUCAUCGAUCAAGCGGAGCGAUUCGAUCUUAACGCCACAAAUCAUCUUGGUGUACCACCUUUGUGGUUGGCGUUGGUCGUAGAUUUCGGCAGAGAUCACUCGAACCUGUUACGCUCAGUGAAUUCGCUUGCAUCUACCACUGCGCCGCCAUCCGCAUUCAGUGCCGAAUUGAUCAAAGCUGGUGCAGAUGUGAAUUACUGCUUUCAUCUGGAUAGUGUGCAUCCGCUUCCGUCCGAUGGACCUUCUGAUGGGGACACCCUACUCAUGGCGUGUGUUCGUUGUCGCCUCGAAUCAGCUGCUCUGUUUCUUUUGCAGCACCUCUCGAUUGCGGAUGUGCAUCACACAAAAUCCUCAGGCGAGAGCGUUUUUCAUGUCGCAGUCGAAUCCGAGCUGGGCGAAUUAUGCACAGUCCUUGCCACCACGUACCAGUGUGAUCCGAAUCAAUAUCGAGUACAGGCGGUGGCCAAUGAUUUUCUACCUUCCAAAAUUUCUGUUCAAAAGGACAACUCUGUGGAAGCAGAUGGAACUGAACCCGUGAGCCCAACGUCUAGCUAUGCGGAAAAGUCCCCGAGGAUGUCGUCCACCUCGGACUACCCUCUGGACACUCCUUUCGACUGCGACUCUCCUUCGGAAGAACUAGAUGUACACACCUCAUUGGGGAAUGUAAACCACAUUGGAUGGACGACAUCGGAUCGGACUCCAUCACCACCCCAACCUAGUGCUCGAGUGGAGAGGCGCACUCCAUUGCAUUUGGCUUUACCUCAUGGAAUGGUUCGACUGGUCGAGUUGUAUUUGGACCGCCAAGCAAGCCGCGAUGCUGACUGGUUUUCCAUGAACGAGGUGGGCGAUUCGGUUCUCAGCUUAGCUUUGUGGUCUCAGCGCUUUGAUUUGGCCAAUCGCAUCCUCAUCGCCGCAUUGAAGCAGUAUCAAAAACGAGAUUUGACUCCAACAAACAUGAGCCUCAUUCAGUCUGUGUUGCUUCAAUUCAGUCCCCGUGCAUUCGGCCCAUCGUUGCUACAUCGUGCAGUGGAGUGUGGCCGGAUGGAAGUGGUUCGCUUCUUGUUGCAACAUGAAGCUACUGUGAAUGAUAGCUUCGGUAUAGACAUGCCAUCUACCUCUCCCAAUCUGGACGAUCAGCAUCCUCCCGACGACUCUAACACGCGGUCAGACAGUGUUGUGUGCCCUUUGUGGUGUGCGCUACUUCGACGCGACUGGAACAUAGCCAGUCUCUUGAUAUCGCAUGGGGCAGAUGUCAACUUUUGGAGUUCCUUCAAAAACACGCCGAUUCACCUCACUCUAUUGCAUCGCGCUGUGCAGCAGGAGAAUGAACCUAUCGCCCAAUUUCUCAUCGAAAACAACUGUGAUGUGAAUGCCAUUCCUCAAUGUCCUGACCUGUACAAACCCCGUUCACUGUUAUCCGAUCUUAAAAAACUACGUAUUGAUUGCGCCUGGACCCCGCUUCACAUGUGCGCCUCAAUCGGGUUGGCCCAAAUUACGCACUCUCUGCUCGAAUGCGGUCGCACAGAUGUGAAUCAUCAAGAUUUGGAGGGGAACACCGCACUUCACAUCGCGGUACGUGCUGGACACACGGAUCUCGUCAAGGCGCUCCUGCGAUGUCCAGUACUGGAUUGUACGGUGAAGAAUGUUCUCAAACACACACCCUUCCACGUUGCAAUGGAAUGUCGACACGUGAAGGCUGCCCAGGCCCUACUGGAGAGAGAUCCCACUCUUGCCUUGCAAACUGAUGACACGGGAAUGAAUUUUCUUCAUGUGGCGUUACAAAAUAAAGACCGUAGUGCGGUGUUCCUCCUCAUCCAAGCGGGGAUGGAUAUGAACCAGUGCGUUCGGGACUCCAAUCAACACACUCCACUUCAUUUGGCCAUAAUUGCUGGGGUCCCUGAUGAUGUGUUUCGCAGCCUGCUCUUGGCAGGUGCCUCCAUGUCCUCACGCACUCCCCAAAAAUACACGCCCCUCCACCUUUGCGUGAUCUACGAUCGACCGGAACUGCUUCAAGCUCUGAUCGAGAAUGGCGCAGAUGUGAACGAACAAGACUCAGAAAUGAACACACCGCUUCAUCUGGCAAUUCGAACGGCCAACAUCCCCUGCCUCACCAUACUGCUGGCUUGUCCACAGACAGACUGUCACAUCAUGAACAUUCGCGGUCAGCUUGGCAUUCAUCUUCUGGCGGAGCAUAGCCCCAACGUUUCGGUAGAGAUACUUCAGCACUUACUCGAGGUUUGCGUCGCCCUGCAGGUGAACGCCAAAGAUGCAUCGGGAAACACACCCCUCCUUCUGGCUUAUCGCGCUAACAACGUUCCUCUGUGCAUUGCUCUUGUCCAUGCGGGUGCUUUGCUUGGAUCUUCAAACGUGGACGGUCACAGCAUUUUCACUCUCAGUCGCAUGCGUUACAAGUCCUCGACUGCAGAUCGAACACUCGCACAAAUACUCGACUCACUCGUGCAAGAACCUCGUUGGGAAGAUGGUGUGGCAUGUGUCGAAUGUUCGAGUAAAUUUGGUUUAUCGAACCGAAAACAUCACUGUCGUCAUUGUGGACGUCUGCUGUGCUCUCAGUGUUCCUCCUUCUGGCUACCAGUAGUCAAGUUCGGUCUCGCGAGACCGGUUCGCGUGUGCGGUGUGUGUUACGAAUUCCUAAACAAUCCCCUGGGAUUCUGAAGCUCAAAUUUUGAUUGCUUUCAAUUCCCGUCCGGUCGAUCCAUGUUCAGUUGUCCAUAGCCCAUCAGUGAAACUUCUUAUGAACUGUGAUAUUCAUUCAUUGUGGUCUCCGUGCUUCUUCGCCUUCUCCACAAUCUGUAGAAUUUUGAUUUCUUUCUUCCUCCUUCUGAUUUGACCAGUAUUGAUUUUUCAACAUCCGAGUGCAAAUGGUUUUUUAUCCUGUUCACAAUGCAUUUUCACUCAUCAUGCUACUUAUGCUACUCUACUUUUGCACGCGAUUCUUACCUGUUUCACACAUAACUGUUACCGAACACAAUCUGCAAAUCACUUUUCUUCAGAGAAGAUAUAUUUGAGGAUCUCUUUCUUAUUUAAAUAAGCUACCUUCUUAGUCACUUUUAUUCAUUAUUCUAGUCGAACGACCUUAUCUGAACAACCCGGUUUCUUCAAACCGAAAUCAUUAGUUCUAUUUUUGCUUAAACCAAAUACACAUUUCAUUAAAUGUUUCGUAUCACACGG